AUGAUAAUAGAAGAAAUAAUUACACCUAUUAUAUUAAUAGUAAUAGUUUACCUAAUUUCCAAGAUACACAUUAUUAAUAGAUUAAUUAUUAUUGAAUAUAUUUCUAUCAUAGUAAUCAUUCUGAUAAUAAUUUUUGUUAAAAGGAUAACUUUAGAGAAUCACAAUGUUUUAUACUUUAUAAUUCUAUUAAUUACAGAAAGAGUACUUGGACUAUCUAUUUUGGUUAGAAUAAUUCGAACUCAUGGAAACGAUUUUUUAAAAUCUUCAACAGUGUUAAAAUUAUAA
Bemisia tabaci is the source of this 285-nucleotide messenger RNA. Lineage: Eukaryota; Metazoa; Arthropoda; Insecta; Hemiptera; Aleyrodidae. The record is from the annotation of a RefSeq genome assembly.